CGAGGUCUAGUUGAGUCAAAAAUCAGAUGGACGACGUUGAAAGGUUAUAGGAAGUCUUAAACGACGACUAUCCUGGUCUUCCUUACUAUCUUUGAGAACACCUUCAACACAUUCAACGCCCUUUCAAUAAACAUAUUUUUGAGCUUCAAGGUGUUCUAGUCGUAAGAUUUGACUGAGUCUCCUGGAACGACCAUCUCAAAAAUGGCUGUUGAAAGCGAAGGCCUCGCCCGCAACAACGGCGAUGCCAAGGCUCCAAAUGACAAUGAGAAAUACGGAGAUAUCUUACCGUCUUCGGGAGAGGAUGAGCAACAGGUCAAGGAGACACCUCCUCGCGACGUCACCGGCUGGAAGUGGUACAUGGCAAUAACAGCCAUCCUCUUCUCCAUCUUCCUUUACGCGCUAGACAACACAGUCGUGGCCGACAUCCAGUCCAUCAUCAUCAAAGAUCUCGGAGAAGUCGACAAACUUUCCUGGCUGAGCGUCGCCUUCCUCUUGACGGCUACAGCCACCAACCUAGUUUGGGGUAGGCUCUACGGCCAGUUCAACGCCAAAUGGUUCUACAUUUUCAAUGUCUUCCUUUUCGAGGUGGGCUCGGCCAUUUGUGGUGCUGCCCCCAACAUCAACGCCUUAAUCGUCGGCCGCGCCCUUUGCGGCAUUGGCGGUGCUGGUCUCUAUGUCGGUUGCAUGUCGCUCAUCGCGAUGACAACGACCAUGGCUGAACGUCCCCUUUACAUAUCUAUGACAGGCUUCACCUGGGGGGCUGGCAUCGUGCUUGGCCCUGUAAUAGGAGGGGCUUUCAGCCAGUCCGCAGUUGGGUGGCGUUGGGCUUUUUACAUAAACCUCUUUAUUGGCGCGGUAUGCGCCCCCGCCUAUCUGUUUCUGAUACCUAGUAUAGACCCACGGCCCGGCGUGUCUUUUAAGGAACGCGCUCAGGAAAUGGACUACACUGGUACUGUUCUCCAGAUGGGCGCCAUGGUGACCUUCGUCUUAGCGAUAAACUGGGGGGGUGUUACCUACCCCUGGAAAUCGGGUCACAUAAUCGGUCUCUUCGUUGCUUCGGGUGUGCUCUUCAUCCUUUUAGGGAUUCAACAGGCUUAUGCGAUAACCACGACGGCGAUUCGUCGAAUCAUUCCUGUUCAAUUUUUCCGGUCGCGCUCCGUACUUAUCCUCUUCAGCUGUACAGCUGCCUCGGGAGCAUGCGCCUUCGUCCCUAUCUAUUUCGUUCCCAUUUUCUUCCAGUUCAGUCGUGGUGAUGGGCCAUUAGAUGCCGGUGUUCGACUUCUUCCUUUCAUCGCAGUCAUGGUGGUCGUGGUAUUCGCCAAUGGGGCCCUUCUUUCAAAGUUGGGUUAUUAUAUGCCCUGGUACACCGCUGGUGGCUUGUUUGCGAUGGCUGGUGGCGCCCUUAUGUAUACCGUGGAUUCGGAGACAUCGGAAUCGCGGAUCUAUGGGUACACAGUAAUUCUAGGCCUCGGAGUCGGCAUGUUCCUCCAGGCAUCCUUCUCCGUCGUGCAAGCUGUAGUCGAUCCGGAAAACAUUCCACCCGCGGUCGGUUUCCUCACAUUGGCUCAAUUCGCUGGUAUUACUAUCGCUCUAGCCAUCGCCAAUGCCAUUUACCUCAAUGAGAGCGAGACUCAAAUCUCGAAGAUCGCGCCUUUCCUAACGCAAGAUCAAAUAGAGCUUGCCAUGCAAGGUGCAGCGGGCGAUGCCUUCAACGACCUUCCGGCCGACACGAGGGCGGCGAUCUUAAAUGUCAUCACGACGGCUAUCAGCAAGACGUAUAUCCUCGUUAUCGCGGGUGGAUCACUAGUCGCGAUUCUCAGUCUUGCCAUGAAGAGGGAGAGGUUAUUCGCUCCUGUUGCUGUCGGUGCUGCCUAAGUUUUAUAACGCUUGAGAGGAGAGAAAUUGUGUUCAAGAUACGGGCUGCAGACUGCUGAGAGUUUAAUGAGACCCUUAUCUCGCCGCAGCUACCCCACCCUCCCAACUCGGCCCCCAAAUUUAUGUUACACAAAUUUACCCCUCAUUUUCGAGUUGUUCGUAUACCAGCGACGAAACGCGUAAAGCGCACCCAGAACUUUGAAUCUCCUCAGUGUUAUUUCAGUUGA
Molecule: messenger RNA, 2102 nt
Organism: Annulohypoxylon maeteangense
Lineage: Eukaryota; Fungi; Ascomycota; Sordariomycetes; Xylariales; Hypoxylaceae
Product: major facilitator superfamily domain-containing protein
Exons: 1
Coding region: 202-1875 (557 amino acids)
Biological process (GO): transmembrane transport
Molecular function (GO): transmembrane transporter activity
Source: RefSeq, a predicted model, not a curated record